This is a messenger RNA of Capra hircus (goat), 7877 nucleotides long. RefSeq names its product phosphatidylinositol specific phospholipase C X domain containing 3 (gene PLCXD3). The transcript is spliced from 3 exons. The record is from RefSeq and is a predicted model, not a curated record. Bases 219 to 1184 code for a protein of 321 amino acids. Gene Ontology annotation, biological process: lipid metabolic process. Gene Ontology annotation, cellular component: synapse. Lineage: Eukaryota; Metazoa; Chordata; Mammalia; Artiodactyla; Bovidae. Gene Ontology annotation, molecular function: phosphoric diester hydrolase activity.
GAACAAAAGCUCCAGCGGAGUCUGGUGGAGGCACUAAGGGAGCAUGGGGUGUUUUGAAUAAUUAUUAAAAUUAGCAUGUGUCUGCGCCAUCCUGUGGGUGUGGCGCACAGCGGAGUGUAAACUCUAGCGGGGCUGGGAGCAAACACUGGAUUAGCGGCAGCAGCCUGCCAGCCUGCCCGAGGAGUGUGAGGACCAGCGCGCGGCACAACGACCGCACGAUGGCCUCGUCUCAAGGGAAGAACGAGCUGAAAUUCGCCGACUGGAUGGCAACUCUGCCGGAGAGCAUCCACAGCAUACCCCUCACCAAUUUAGCCAUCCCAGGAUCUCAUGACUCCUUCAGCUUCUACAUUGAUGAAGCCUCUCCAGUGGGGCCUGAACAGCCAGAAACUGUCCAGAAUUUUGUCUCUGUGUUUGGAACUGUGGCCAAAAAGCUGAUGCGAAAGUGGCUAGCCACUCAAACCAUGAACUUUACCGGUCAGCUGGGAGCUGGGAUUCGUUACUUUGAUCUUCGAAUUUCCACCAAGCCCAGAGACCCUGACAAUGAACUCUACUUUGCUCAUGGUUUGUUCAGUGCCAAAGUCAAUGAAGGUCUUGAGGAGAUCAAUGCAUUCCUCACAGAUCACCAUAAGGAAGUAGUAUUCUUGGACUUCAACCACUUUUAUGGGAUGCAGAAAUAUCACCAUGAAAAACUGGUCCAAAUGCUGAAAGACAUCUAUGGAAAUAAAAUGUGCCCAGCGAUCUUUGCCCAGGAAGUGAGUCUGAAGUACCUGUGGGAGAAGGACUACCAAGUGCUGGUCUUCUACCACAGUCCAGUGGCUCUGGAAGUGCCCUUUCUCUGGCCUGGGCAGAUGAUGCCAGCACCCUGGGCCAACACCACAGACCCAGAAAAACUGAUCCAGUUUCUUCAGGCAUCCAUCACCGAGAGAAGGAAGAAGGGAUCGUUUUUCAUAUCUCAGGUGGUGCUGACUCCCAAAGCAAGCACCGUGGUCAAAGGGGUGGCCAGUGGUCUCAGAGAAACUAUCACAGAAAGAGCUCUUCCUGCCAUGAUGCAGUGGGUCCGCACACAGAAGCCAGGGGAGAGUGGCAUCAAUAUUGUCACUGCCGACUUUGUAGAACUUGGUGAUUUCAUCAGCACUGUCAUAAAGCUCAACUAUGUCUUUGAUGAAGGGGAAGCCAACACUUGAUGGUACUGUUUGGAGUAUCAGUGAAUAAGAAGGAGAAGAUUCAUUGUAUUAGAUGUAUUAUCUAUAAACACUCUGAUCUUCCUAUUCCACUGAGUUUCUGAAGGGAUAAGGGCUGAAAGUGGGUGGGAAAGGGGGAAACCAUUUCUUCAGUGAUUAUUAUCAUACUCUUCAUUACUAUAAAUAUUUCAUUUUCCAUUUGAUAAGCAAAACCUACUUCUAGUGUUAGGGAUUAAAAAAAGACUAGUAAAUUUUGUUUUUCAGAAUUAGUCUUUGUAACUUAUGGGUGUUUACUUGAUUGUGUUUCUGAUUUCAACUUAGGGCUCCAACACUUUCCUCCAAAUGAAACUUUUUGCUCCCUCUCUCGCUCGCUCUUUUUAAUCUGAUGCUGUAUGGGACUUAAAAGUAAUUGAAUGCCCAGCAUAAUGUGUAUUACAUUGUUGUACUGAAAUUUACUUGUUUUGUAGGAUUUGGUAUAACAUUCUGUAGCCUGCAGUCUUGCUAACUUUUGGUCAUAGGUAAUAUGCAUCAAAUUGAUUUCCCUGCAUCAGUAAUACUGGAGGCCAUAAUCAGUAAAUUUUGUGUCAUCUAAAAACAAUAGUGUUUCACAGUAUUUCUAUUGAAGGCAGCUAUAAAUAUAGAAUAAAAAACUUUCGUGGAAGAACAAUUAGUGCCAACUCCGUAUUGAAAAAUGGAGGUGGUGAGGAGAUGGAUAUCACUUUAAUUCUGAAAUCUCCUAAAUAUUGUCUUGAAAAUACCCAGUAAAUGAAAAAUUAUGUGUGUUAAAAUCAGAAAACUCUGUUGGACCUAGAGAUGAUCAUAUUGAAUAAAAUAAGAAAGAGAAGGACAAAUAGCAUUUUAUAUCUCUUAUAUGUGGAAUAAAAAAAAAAGAUACAAAUGAACUUAAACAGAAAAAGGCGCACAGACUUAGGGAUUGAAUUUAUGGUUACAGGGGGAAGGGUGGGGACAGGAGAGAUAGAUUGGGAGUUUGGGAUCAACAUGUACACACCACUAUAUUUAAAAUAAAAUGGCUUUCCAUGGAAAAGUAAGUAAAAGUAAAAUUAUAAAAUAAAAAAAUUAAUUAAAACAAUAGAAUCAGAAAACUCUGAAAAGAACACUUACAAAAGUUCUUCUAACAAUUAACUUGACUAAAAAAAUUAAAAUAAGAAAAGAAAGAAAGAAGUGAAAGGUUCUGCAAGCUUUCCUACCAAAUUAAGAUUUCCCAACAUGUCAUUCUACAUCCCAAAUUUUGAGGAACAUAUUCUGAGAAGCUUCAAUUUGAGUUUUUUUAAAUAAAGUUGAGGAAAAAGGAAGGGUCACAGAAUGAAUGAGAACAAUAUCUUUGAAACUAUGACUGUGACCUCUCCAGAAUCCAUCAAGCAUCUUCAGGAGAUUCUUAAGUCUAUGUGAUUUGAACAGAUUUUGAAAAUCGCUUUGGGGUUCCAUCCAUCUCACCCCAGGGUUAAUUUUGAGGCAGAGGCCAAAGUUUCGCAGCAAGUUUCUGCCUUCUACCAUGUAAUAGUCCACGUGUAUGAGGAAGAAAAAUGCAAUACAACUCUAAGCAUUGCUUCCCCCUUGGUGUCAUUGCGAUAUUUGACAGCUCCAAAUAACCUUAAAAGAGCACAAUAACCCUUUCCUAUAUGCCUCACAGGACUAUUGUGAGGCAUUUAUAAAAAUCUAUAAAAUUUGUUGAAAUUUGUACAAUUCUGAAUUAUUUUAUCUUCAUGUUUAGAAAUAAUCACAGCUCAAUAGUUUCCUGGGGGGAAACAACAUAAUCCAUGUCAAGUGAGACCAUAGAGAAAUAAACGUAUGCUCUCGGUUUUUAAUUAAUUUAAACAUACAACGUGUGGUUUAAUCUCUGAGUCUUAGGUAAGGGAUUUGAUUCCAAGUUUAUGUACAUUAAAAUUAUAAAUAAUUAAGAGUUUAUUAGAAGACUAUAAAUAUUCACUAUCAGAAAAUAGUAUUUACUAACCACUGUGGGGAAUGGAGAGAAAUUGUUUAGACUGAAGAGAACAUUUAUGAAAAGUACACAGCUGUGUUUUGUUGACCAGGUAGCAUGCGUAUAUAUAUGCAACAGAUAUAGUCUCCAUUCCAGUUGUGUGUAUUUGUAUCAGCAAACAAAAUAAACCAAUCUGUACCUACUCCUUGCAAGCGGACAGAUACAAAUACACACAAACACACACAGUCAAGGACAGACACAGUGACAAUUCUUCUUUUCAAGUGAAAACUUUGAUGAUAUUAAAUACUUUAGUUUUAAGACCAAAACCCUUAACAGUGUAUGAAAAAGAGUUGAUGAGAACUUUGAAAGUAGAGUAGCUGAUUAUAUUAAAAUAUUUUUGUACAAAUAGAUAAUAUUAUCUACAAAUAUAGUUUUCUUUCCACUUCCUUUCUCCUUGCAGUUUUAUUGUCUUUCUAUAUCUUUCACCUGCUCUUUUAUGUGCAAUGGAAUAUGAUUCCUUUUAUAAGGACGAUAGCUUAUUGGAAUUAAUGUCCUGUGAAGUUGUUUUUUGGGCAGGUUUUCUCUGACUAUUCAUUAUUCAUCCCUCAGGAGGACCUUUAGCCAAGCAAAUUUACAAUGACACAAGGAUUUAACUUCUAAAUGUAUGAGAAAACAGAUCUUUCAACAUAUUAAUGAAAAAUGAGUAAAAUAUAGAGGUAACUAUGUUGUAUUUUCUUGAACUUAGAUGCUUUCUUAUAAUAUUCGCUUAGAAUUAGCUUUGUCAUAUUUGUCAUUUGGGUGCUGGAAAAAAACAAACAUGCUGAAGCAUUAGAUUAAUCGCACAGUUUUUCAACUGGAGAAAGCAUUUAAUUGCUAUUAAUAAACCUGCACAUAGAGACCUUGUUUGACAAGAGAUAUUUCCAAGCCAAUGUUUGGUUUCCAUGUGGAUAUACAGUAUCUAUGUAGCAGGCACUGGGAGUACAUGGAUUUGCCUUAAUUUCUAAAGGAGGGAAUAGGUAGACGUGAAUCCAGCUAGAGGAAGAGUUCACUAGAAGGGAUUCUUUUGCAAGGAGAAUAGAGAGAAGAUGCCUUUGGCUGUCUUCUGUCCAUUGGCCCUGCUCUGGAACACACCUGGGGAGCAGGCUGUGGGCCUUAAAUAAAGAGGUAAGGGUGAGGACUAGUGGUAUGUGAUUAGAGUUUGCCAUCAGUCUAAGCUCCUUUGUCUUAGUUAGACAUUGUGUUUCCAGAGCAUUUGAGCACAAGGGCUACAAAUAAACCCCCAAAUGGUAGGAGAUAUAUCUUGGUGCACAUUUUGUUUUGCUUAGUUCUUAACUUUUCCAUCAUUAGUCCUGCAAGGAAGAAAAAAAAAACAAACCAGAAACAAAAUCCAACUUUUACCCAAUUAUAGCAGGAAAUCAAAGGGGUGAGUGGCUGAUGAGGGAAAAUAUGCAAAGAGUAUCAUUUUUUGGUUUGCUUUCCUGUCUGUAAUUUUGAAGGCCCAAUAUAGUGAUGACUCCUGCUAUUUCAUCCUUUAUGUCUCCCUAUUACUACACAGUCAUAUGAAUGCAGAGAAUGAGGAGGCAUCUUUUAAAAGCCUUAGGAUACUCUAUAUGAUGACCUCAAUAUUCACUUUCAGCCAUACUAGGAAAACUUACUUUUCAUGGAGCACCACCUAACAGUGAAUGUAUUAGAGCAUAAAGUGUUUGGUAUGUAUGCACCUAUGUGUGUACACACGUAAACACAUGCAAACACACAGAGAGAGCAUGAACAUCUCACACAUUAUUCAAGUGGAAACCACUCUAAUCAAUCAACCUGAUUCUAUUGCAGUUUUAACUCUUAAAAUCAUUAUCUCCUACGUAAGUAGGCACAAACAUAAUUUAAAUAUUUAAGAGGAGAAAAAUCACUAGAAAACCAAUGAAAAAUAAGACCAUCAUAAAUAAGAAAUGCCUAGCAGUGAUAGUCUUAACUAUGUUGUCAGCAACACUUCAAGCUGGAGAAUCAAAGAUGAACUUAAAAAUCAUAAACAAACACACACACAUCUUCUCUUACUGUUGUUUUAAGUUCUUUGAGGCUCUGAGAUGUUUUAGCCAAUGUUACCCAUUCAGGAUCUCCCCUGUUAGGACUCCAGACAGGAAAGGUGGAAGUCUCAGGAAAUGUAUGUUUUCAUGAGUUUUUCAGUUCUGCAAUUUUAAUGAUCCAGCGACACAAACUUCUGACCUUUGGUUGCUCUUUCCAGAUCAGAGCUUCACAGGUGGAGUGCUGCUUUCUGAAUCGCUAAUAGAAAAGAAUGCAUAGUGUCCCUCAAGAUAUGCUAAACAAGGUUUUUUAAAGUGUUUUAUGUUAUAGCACUUUAGUCUUUUCAACUAGAUCUCAGUGACACAAUGGUGUAAAUGCUGUAUUUGCCAUAACUUACUGGUGGCUCCUGUGUUACAUACAGUUUUAAAUAAUGCUUUAAAUUGUUAGUUUUCCCAAUGACAAUGAUCAAAUGUUCUGUGGAAUUUGUAAAACGUGUUGAUUAAGUCUAUUGAAAAUUGUGCACUUUUUAUUUCAUUUGUGAUACUCUUUUAUAGUUAUUAGUUCUAAAUGUGUAUUUGUAUGAGUCAGAAGUAUGUGCUUGUAUGUGGUGUGUGUGUAAGUGUACUUACUAUAUCUUGUACAAAAUCAAACUUAUCCUAAAGAAAAAGGGCACAUUAUGACCAGCCUUAAUACCUUGACAUUUUUGUUACUGUUGCAAUUUGGGAUUAAAAUUUAAAAGGAGAUUAUGUUUUUGUUAAAAACGGCCUUUUUUUUAACCACAUGAGGAAUGUGCUUUAGUACUUAUUUGAGUUCUCACAAGCAAAUAAUGCAGCUUGUGGGAUACCCAAUGCUCUUUAAGUUUCAAACAUCAAUUAAUUUAUUAACUUCAUUAAUGUGCAAAGAAACUAAAUUCAGACUCAUUUCCAUCCACAAGAGAGCCAGUGCACUUCUAAAGUUGUUCUUCCAAACAUGGAACCCAUUUUUAGGGAACCCAAGUUUUCCUUAAAAAAAUGUUUCUCCAAACCAUUACUUUAAAAAAAAAAAAAAAAGUCUUCUCAAGUAUAAUGAACUGCCUUGGCUCUGUGAGAGUCACGAAAGACCCAUCAACAUUAGGUGGUACCAAUGUGAUUCCCUUUGCAAAAAACCAGGAAGCAACACUCCUGAAUUUUUGCUAUCUGCCUAAGUGCAUUCAAAUACUAAUUUAAGGAUCUGCACUGGUGGUCAUGUUCAAAGCAAAACUCUGUAAUCUUUAGGUCUGGGAUCUUGGUACAGGAUAUUAAUCUACCUUCUUUUCUUUUCCUCCAUCUUCAAUUAUUUUUGUCCCAUAUUUAAGAUUGCUAGAUAGAAUACUGGAUACCCAGUGAAACUCAAAUUUCAGAUACACAUGAAUAUUUUUAGUAUAAUAUUUCCCAAUAUUUCAUGAGAUGUACUUAUACUAAAAAUUAUUCAUUGUUUAUCUUAAAUUUACAUUUAAUUGGAUAUUACUGCAUUUUUUUUAAAUCUUAAAUCCCUAUGCAUCCUAUCAUUUUCAGUAGGGCUACCUAUAGGGGAUAACAUCCUACCUCUUUCCACACUCCUGUGUUAAGAUAGUUCAUGAAAAUCAGUAGUCUUAAUUCCCCUCAUGAAGGAAAAUAUUGGCCCAUGCCAAGUCCCAGAAAUGUGUUAUGAAGGGCCAACUGAAAUACAGGAAGAAUAAUCAGGCAAGAACUUUAGUAAGAUCAAUGCCACAGUCACUUGUCUAUUGUGAGAUCCAAGUCUCUCUCCCCACAAUUAAUCCCUAAUGUAACAUUCCCCAAUAAUUUGGGACAACCUGAAACAUACCCAUAUAUUAAAACUGCCCCUGGCGAGAAGUACCUUCUAAUUCAUAUCAGGACCGCUUUAAAAAUUUGUUAUCUUUUUCUUUCAGAGAGGUAACAAACGAAUCCAUUACUCUUCUUAUUAAUGACUUAGCACAGAUUAUUUUUAUCAGAUUAGAUCUGGUCACCUAUGGAAUUGUAGAAAAUUUGACAUAGAAAGGAACUCUCUUGACUGCUGGAGGAAGAGAGGAGUGUCUGAGGUCUGGACACAGCUCUGUCUGUGCCUAUUCAGGAGAUUGGGUGGAAGAGACAGCAGGCGGGAAUGUAGUUCCUGGCAAUGAAGCCGCACCGGCCAGAGAGACUCGUCAAAGCAGAUUAUCACAACCAACACCUUUUCUAAGGAAUUUGAACCCCAACCCAUCCCAGAGAAAGAACCGUGAGACCUAAGGCCAUUUUCUAGACAAAUUUGUAAAGCAUAAAAUGUGUUGAAAUUCCUAAAAUAGAGUUUUCAAAUAUUUCUGAAUCCAACAAUGACUCCUUGGCAGGGUCUGAAUGGGGAUGGAGUUUCAAGACAUUUGGGUAGCUGCCUCCUCUCUUGAAAUUUAUAUAAGUGAUAGGAAAAUCCAAAUCUCUUAAUGUAACAUUUCCAUCUCAUGGCCCCUGCUUCUGCACAUUUCUGUUGAUUUACUUCAUGUCUAAAGGAUGGGAAUUUGCAGAGCUGGUGACAUUUCCUUCAUUAGACACGAGAAAUUCACCAGUGGGAGACCUGUGCCUUCUCUUUUUAGGAUCUGAUCAUUGAUACUUUAAUAAAUGUGAUGUAAAGAAAAUACAUGCCUACAGUUCUGUUUAGCAAAUGAAGUUUUUUUGAUAAUAUUGUGUUCUUAAUGUUAAAAAAAAGUUUCUUUGUAUCCAGUGAAAAGCCUAAUAAAGUCCUGAUACCAGUUG